AUGGCCAUCGCUCCCGUGCUGGGCGGCGUGGCUUGGGAAGGCGUAGAGACGGCCGCAAAGACCUGGCUUCAGUUCUUCGUACUGGACAUAAAAAUGGUUGGAAUCUGGUUAUUCCUUCUCAUCUCUCUCCAAGGAUAUAAGGCUUCAUUCACCCCUAGUGUCAACUGUCUGAUCAUGAACCUGGAUUAUGUCAUCUGUAGAUGGAGUGAAUGGGGGAGCCCAGAGGUGAACUCCACCUUCUUCCACAACAAUUUCAACACAAGUAAUGAGCAUAUGGAGGAGUGCUCUGCAUAUCUCCAGGAGAAAGGUUAUGCUGUGGGAUGUAGACUGGAGUAUGAAAUGGCUGACAGGUUUAGAACACUACUAACCAAGCUGGUUCAUCAGAACAAGACAUAUGAGCAGAAACAUGACCUCAAAGACAAGGUGAAGCUUUACCCUCCUGCCAACCUUUCAUUGGUGAUGAGCGAAGCCCAAGAGCUGAAUCUGUACUGGAACAAUAGCAAGAUAAACCACUGCUUUGAGAGUGAAGUGCGCUAUAGAAUAAACAACGACAACUGGCAGAGUACUUCUCCAAGGCGGGAACAGACUCAUACUGUGCCUUUCCCCUCAAAUAGUCAGUAUGAGUUUCAAGUCAGGACAAGGAUACACAAUGGCUGUUGUGAGUCCAAGUUCUGGAGUGAAUGGAGUCAGAUCAUCCUCUGGGAUUCCAUGAAGGGAAAUAACACCACAGAAAAACAUGACAGCUCAAUGCCUUUCUGGAAGCCAUUGCUGUCAUUUGUGGGUACCUUGGUACUGUUAAUUUUGGCCUGCAUGCUCGUCUGUGGGGAAAGAGAACGGCUGAGAUUUUUCCUCAUUCCCAUUGUGCCUAAUCCAGGCAAGAAUCUGAAGGACCUUCUUGACAGUGACAAUGAAGAGGGAUUGCCACACAUCUCCAAGCACAUUAGCUUCCAACCCAACUUUACAGAGUUGACCUGUUCUGUUAGUGAGUAUACACGGGUUCCCCUAACUGGCAGCAUCAGUGAGUCUGAGAGCAACCUCUCCAACCCAACCAACCAGUCAGACUGCCUAUCCUCAUGCUCCUCCUCAGCUUCCACUCUUCCUGACACAAGUGAAAAUUAAAAGGCUGGUAUUGAGUGA
Esox lucius (northern pike) is the source of this 1137-nucleotide messenger RNA. Its product is annotated as cytokine receptor common subunit gamma. Gene Ontology annotation, biological process: cytokine-mediated signaling pathway. The transcript has 9 exons. Gene Ontology annotation, molecular function: protein binding; cytokine receptor activity. Gene Ontology annotation, cellular component: external side of plasma membrane; membrane. The record is from RefSeq and is a predicted model, not a curated record. Lineage: Eukaryota; Metazoa; Chordata; Actinopteri; Esociformes; Esocidae.